This is a messenger RNA of Phyllotreta striolata, 598 nucleotides long. The record is from the annotation of a GenBank genome assembly. NCBI's taxonomy places the organism in Eukaryota, Metazoa, Arthropoda, Insecta, Coleoptera, Chrysomelidae.
AUUCAACAUACCUUCAUUUUCUGAACAAAAAUAAUCUUAACACAUUAUUAAAAUUCCACAUAAAAUCUAGAUAGUGAAAAUAUCCAAAAUCCACUCUUCGAUUUCCAUGGAAAGUAAAAAAUCGAAUUUGACAUUGACGUUUAUUUGAAGUUUGAUAAGUUUGAUCGAAAAAAGGUAAAAACUCUACAGAGGCGAAAAGGAAUAAAUAGGUUUUGCAGUAUUAAAAACACUGAAAAAUGGCGCAAGAAGUCGAAGAAACCAUGAAAAGGAUCCAGUCCCACAAGGGUAUCGUAGGCACUAUCAUAGUGAAUGCGGAAGGCGUUCCCAUUAAGACCACGCUAGAUAACACAACAACAGUGCAAUACGCUGGGUUAAUAAGUUCUUUAGCCGACAAAGCUAGGAGUGUCGUUAGAGAUUUGGAUCCUUCGAACGAUCUAACUUUCUUGAGAAUUCGAUCGAAGAAGCACGAAAUUUUGGUAGCUCCCGAUAAGGAAUUCAUUCUUAUAGUCGUUCAAAAUCCGGUCGAUUGAUCGUUUUUCAUACUCGUAUUUAUUCAAAUUAUUCAAAUGCUAGCUUCGAUUUGAUUGUGAAUUCACGC